AUGCUUUCACUCACCGCAACACGGCGACCUGGAAUGAUGCUUCUGCGCAUCGUACUGCUGCACUCAAUUCUGCUGCUGCUAAUCGCGACACACUCGUUUGCAGCAUCCUCGCACAAAAGAGGCGUCGAUCAAGCCUCGGUAGCGCACCUCCCCUACCAAUACUUCCUCUCGGACGGUGUCGGUGGCAGCAAAGCCGUAUGCUGGCUAUCGCGGAUACCGUUCCCGGUCAUUGAGGGCGUCACGUGUCACUUUGCGGAUACCAUCUCUCAGGUCAAGGGUAGGCAGAUCUGGCAAUGUGAAGGAGAUCAAGCCAAAUUCUGCGAUGGAUGUCAUGAAUUGGAGAAGCACUUGGUAGAUCCGAAGGAUUCGGUUCAGUGGAAGUUGCAGGGGUGUUAA
This is a messenger RNA of Mycosarcoma maydis (corn smut), 396 nucleotides long. RefSeq lists its product as uncharacterized. Bases 1 to 396 code for a protein of 131 amino acids. The record is from RefSeq and is a predicted model, not a curated record. The transcript has a single exon. Lineage: Eukaryota; Fungi; Basidiomycota; Ustilaginomycetes; Ustilaginales.